Pseudophryne corroboree (corroboree frog) is the source of this 2928-nucleotide messenger RNA. Its product is annotated as glyoxylate/hydroxypyruvate reductase B-like. The transcript is spliced from 6 exons. The record is from RefSeq and is a predicted model, not a curated record. Bases 172 to 1152 code for a protein of 326 amino acids. Gene Ontology annotation, molecular function: oxidoreductase activity, acting on the CH-OH group of donors, NAD or NADP as acceptor; NAD binding. Lineage: Eukaryota; Metazoa; Chordata; Amphibia; Anura; Myobatrachidae.
UAGUGUUCUACAUUAGGACGCUGUGUACGACAAUCAAACGCUUCCAGGCAGAUGCACGGAAUACAGGGCGUGUCAGCCAAGCUCCAGUGCAGACAAGGAGAGGAGGGAAAUGCUGAUAGCUGAAAGGGAGAAAAAAGAUUUUCGUUCAACAGUGGCAUAGGAUGAGAAGAAAUGGAGGAAUUACCAUAUGCUCUGCUAUCACACAGUGGUGGGUCUCGGGGAUUUCCCAAAAGUUAUGAACCCCUUAUAAAGCAGCAUUUCCAAAUUGUGUACCUGGAUGAAUUUGCCCAUGACAAGAAAGCAUAUGCUCCAAAGAUAAAGGCUGUCUUGAGCUGGUGGCAUCUACCUGUUGUUGACAGAGAGCUUCUGGAUUCUCUUCCAAAUCUUAAAGUUAUAGCAAGCUCUGGAGCAGGGGUGGAUCACCUGGACCUAAACAUUAUAUCAAGUUAUGGUAUUGCUGUAUCCAAUACACCGGGUGUGGGAGAUGACGCUACUGCAGAUAUGGGAAUGGCUCUAAUGCUGGCGUCUGCCAAAAAUGUAGUAGAAGGCAACAAAAUAGCGUGUUCACCGGACACUAAAGAUUUUGAUUUCAACUGCUUGGGUGACGACAUCACAGAGGCCACGCUGGGUAUCAUUGGAAUGGGAAGCAUCGGUUACAGCAUAGCUCAGCGAGCCAAAGCUUUCAGAAUGAGAAUUCUCUACCACAAUAGAAACCGGAGAAGUCUGGAAGAAGAAAUGGCUGUAGAUGCUGAGUACUGCACUAACAUGGCCGAUUUACUUCAGCAAGCUGAUUUUGUUAUGGUCGUUGUAAAGCUGACCCCGGACACCCACAAAUUGAUUGGAAGAGAGCAGCUUCAAUUGAUGAAGCCUACAGCCACCCUUAUCAACAUCAGUAGAGGUCAAGUAAUUGAUCAAGAUAGUUUGGUAGAUGCCCUUAAUCAAGGAACCAUCAAGGCUGCUGCUCUAGAUGUCACUUAUCCAGAACCUUUGCCAAGGACUCAUCCCUUGUUGACAAUGAAGAAUAUUAUUUUGACUCCACAUGCAGGAAAUGCAACAGAUAAAACAAGGAGGAGAAUUGCAGAAAGGCUUGUAAGAAAUGCAGCUGACAUUCUACGAGGCCUGCCCAUACCCGAUAUAGUGGCAGCACCAUAAUUACAAUGUAAACAUAGGCAUCCCUGGCCUAGGAAUAUUAUAGUAGUGAUCAGAAAUAUACAGGUGCUUCUCCAUUGUUAUAAACUCAAUGUGUUUCUUUUUAUGUUAAUAAUGUAUCAUUAUUAUAGUAAUUGUGGCGUUGUAGGUCUCAGAUGAAAUUAUACCAUUCUAAUAUCUAGGGGACUAUUGGGUAAAUGUAUGAUGCGUCAUUAUGGGGGAGAUGUGGUAACAGCGCACGUUAUAUGCACUGAUACCACUUCUCCCCCAUGUAUGACAGCUCAGUGACAGGCGUGCUAUGCCCCCUGUCCAUAUCGGCGCUGCUACUUUUAAGAUAGCACGCCAAUAUGCGGGGUCAAUGUAUGAAUGGUUGAUUUCAACAGCUCCAGGUGGCGAUGCCCUAUCUCCAUAGCAGAGACAGAGCUGUUCCUGGCUGUGGCGGGCGCCGGCUCCGGACUGCGCAGGAGAUCUCUCAUAAGUAGCAAGAUCCCGCACAUGUGUAACGGAGCUGGCUGGGCAGGGAGACACAGCGCAUCAGCACAGAGCUAGAGCGCUAUGUGCUCAGGGGGUCAUUGCUCACCCGCUUCGGCAGGCAAGAUGUUAAUACAUCUUGUCGAUGUCCCUUUCUGCUUCACCUCAGUAAUGAAGUGUUAUCACGGCACAAUCCGUACCACUAUAAUACAUUUACCCCUAAGUGAAUAACUAGUUUCUAUAGCUUUCUCCUCUCUGUUCUAGCAAAUGACCAGAUAAUGGAGAAAAAGGGGAAACUUGCAUUGUUAUGUUUAGCAAAGGGACUGGGAAAAAAUUCCAUGCUUUGCGUUCCCCAUACCUGCUCCUACAUCUGCCUCUGCAAAGCCCCAUGUGCACUGUCAGUCCGGCGUCUAUGUACUGAGAUCAGCAACCUCUAUGCAAGUAUCCAUUCCUCCUCCAUUCUCCAGUUGAAAGCAGUAAUAGUGGGUAGGCUGAUAUAGAUAGGGCCAUAUGCACAUGUCCAAAUGCUGCCCAAACACAUUACAGUGGGGUUACCAGGUCUCGUUUGCUAAGCAUCUGUAAUAUGUGCUCUUCUCACUUCUGGGUUAGCUGUUAAAGGUAAAUUAGUUGCAUUACUUUCUAUUCUGCCACACCAAACACGACAUGCUAGGAUUUUGAUUACUUAUAGGGGGUCAUUCUGAUCCAUUCGCACGCAGCGGUUUAUCGCUGCGGUGCGAACGGGUCCAGAAUGCGCAUGUGUGGCGGCCACAAUACGCGUGCGCAACGUUGCCCAGCGACAGGGGUCGCGUCUAACGAAGGAAGCCGUCGCAGAGCUGACCGCAAAGGAGAUUGACAAGAAGAAGGCGGAUCCGGACUGUUGGAGACCGUUUUCGGGGAGUGGUAAGGAAAACGCAGGCGUGUCCAGCAGAACGGAUGUCUGACGUCAAAGCCGGCUCCAGCAUUGCAGAGAUCGUCGCACAGGGUAAGUAUGUCCAGGUCUCAUCUACUUCUGCAUGAACAUUUUUUAGCUUAGCAGGGCUACACCAGCGAUCGCAGCCCUGCUAAGCUAAAAUACACUCCCACAUAGGCGUGUGCUAGUUGAUCGCAGCAGCAGCAAAAAGUUGCUGGCUGCGAUCAACUCGGAAUGACCACCAUAAUACAGUAGGUUGAGCCGCCAAGAGAAAUGUAUUUCUUUAGUGCUGCCGCUUCUAUGACACCCGCAAAGCAUGUAGCCUCAACUAUGUGGCUGCAUGAACUCCCCCUUCCCCUUGUAUGUGCAGCUGUGGGGGGAGAGAUAGGAAGCUAUUG